AUGAUUGAUCAACCAGUCUGUCCACCGAUAACAACUCUCAUCUCACUUGAUAGUAUUGAUGGAGCUGUCUACGGUAUACAUGGUACAAAGAUAAAUCAGGAUAGUCAAGCAUCACAACCUGGCCUCUUAUCUGGUCAUUAUCCUACAGACCAUUCACCAGCCAAUGCAUGCGAUGGUGCUACUUCUACAAAGUAUUUAAACUUUGGAAGGUGUCCAGAGUAUAUAGAUGAUAUCACAUGUGGUUUGGAUACUGGUUUUUACCUGGAGUUGAAGCGAGGUGCAUCAUUAGUUACAGGAUUACAAAUCUGCACAGCCAAUGAUUUUCCAGAACGCGAUCCACUUACAGUAUCAAUGGAAGGAAGUAAUCAGUCUGGGGCAUCUCUCAAUCUCGGAUCGAGCUGGACUCUGAUUUACAAUGGGCCUAGUGGUCUUCAAACAAAUCCUGGUAGACUCACCUGUGGCAUUAUGCAAUUGAUGAACAAUUCGAUUCAGUACAAAAGUUAUCGGUUUCUUGUUUCGAGCAAGCGGGGCUACGGGAAUAGUGUUCAGUAUUCUGAAGUAAAGUUAUUUGGAUACUGA
Molecule: messenger RNA, 579 nt
Organism: Adineta steineri
Lineage: Eukaryota; Metazoa; Rotifera; Eurotatoria; Adinetida; Adinetidae
Source: the annotation of a GenBank genome assembly